GUAACAUUACCAUUAGUCUAUACUAAAAGGCAUUACUGUUUCAAUCUACCAAAUUUACUUGUUUGAACCAACAACAACAAUACAAAAGCCAAACUGAAAACUAUUAAAUGAUUUAGAAAUAUUAAAAUUUAUUAUUGAGAUUGUGUCCUAUUUCUGCCUGUCUGAAAUCUUCUUCUGUAUUGUUCUUCAUCAUCAUUAUUCAUUUUACAUUUUUACCCCUAUUCAAUAUUGUUACCGUAAUUCAAGACAGUUGAAUAGUAACACAAAAAUUAGGAAAAAAAAAUGAAAACCGUAUCAAAUUGGUUAACUUAUUGAAUGAGUUUUGUUUAAAUUAGUAAUAUUUUAGUGCGCGCACACACACACACGCACACGUACACACAUACACACAACAACAACAACAAAUUUGCUAUCAGCCAUUCCAAGAUUUCUGAGUUAAUCACUAUGAGAUGAAUGGAAUAAAAUCGUAUAUGAAUUGAAUCUUUGAAUGGAACAUAAUAAACGACCUAUUUACUAUCUAAACUAGUAGUAGUAAUAGUACACUGCAUACAAAUUACAUUAUAUACAACAUAGUCUUACAUGUUACUAUUGCUAUUGUUCGUGGACUAUGAAUGGAUUUUAUGUUAACAAACUUUUAAAUUCAUAAACAAAACAAACGGAUUUAUGAUCUAUUGGAAUUCAUGAUUCUUUAUACAAGUCUUAAAAAAAUGUCUAUCCAUUAAGUGAUCUGAACACCACACACACACACACACACACACAGAAGGAGAGAGAGAGAGGGAGAUAGAGGUUAUUGCAAAUAAUCCACUUUCAACUAUAUAAUGCAACUAUCAAUUGGGAUUGAUUAUUAUCAAUAUAUUUAUAUCUUAUUUAUCAUAACCAUUCUAUAUACAAUCCAUUCAAAUCAAUUAAUGUAUAAUAUUAAUGCUCAAACUACACGUAUUAUACGUAUUAAAGAGAAUACCCCAAUUGGUACUGUAAUUAUACCAAAUAUAAUUGAUUUUUUAUAUGGACCAAAUUAUUCACCAAUAGAAUAUUAUGAACAAAAAAAUAAAAAAAAAGAGAAAAAUAUUGAUUAUUUAUUAGCUAUUGGUAAUUCAGUAAUGCAAGGUGCUAAUUGGUUUGCUAUAGAUAAUUACAAAUAUAGUUUAUAUAUAAAAAUAUCACCAGAUCGUGAUCUAUUAUGUCCAAAUAAUCAAAAAUUACCAGAAACAGCUGUAUCUAUUGCAAAUGGUGGAAUUGAAUUUCCAGAGUAUAAUUUAAAUCUUGGAUCCAAUUAUAAUUUACAAAUUAAUAGUAAUCAUAAUAAUAAUAAUAAUAUGAAUAUGAAUAAUAAUAUUGAUAAUAAUGAUUGUAUCAUAAAAUUAUCAAUUAUACAUGGUUCAUCAGCAAAUCCAUCAUUUGAUUUUAUUACAAUCAUUUUAGAAGAUAUAAAUGAUCAUGCACCAAGUUUUAAAGAGAUUCAAACGAAUUUAGAUAGUAAAACAAAUGAAUUUGUUAUAAGUGUACCAGAAACACCGACGUUAAUGGAUAAAAAAGAUGAUAUAUCAAGUAUGAAACAUAGAACAGAGCAUAAACCAAUAAGAAUUCUAUUACCAACAGCUAUAGAUCCAGAUCAAGGUGUAAAUAGUAUUAAAGGUUAUAGAUUAGAAGGUGAAGAUGCUUUUCAUUUUCGACUUGAAGUAGGUCCUUUAAUAAAUAAUGAUUUAAAUUAUCGAAUUCAUAAAGAAUUUCAACAUGUUGGAUUAUUUCAAGAUCAUAAAUCGAAUCGAUUAUGGUUAGUACCAGUUAGAAAUAAUGGUGGAACAACAGAAACUAUAAAUAAUGGUGAAUUAGAUAAAGAACAACGAAGUGAAUAUCAUUUUAUUUUAGUUGCUUAUGAUGGUGGUUCACCAUCAAGAAUAGGUAAACUUCCUAUACGAUUAAUGAUUGAAGAUAUUAAUGAUCAUUCACCAGAAUUUAAUCAAGAAUUUUAUACCGGAAAAAUAUCAGAAAAUGAUCCUGGUGGUCAUAUAAUAUUUGAAUUUUCUGCAAGAGAUAGAGAUAAUACAAAAGAGAAUGGUAUCAUAAAAUUUCGUAUCCCUGGUCAAAUGGAUCAUAAUACAAAUCAAAAUGAAAUUGUUGGUCAAAGAGAUAGAAUUAGUUUAACCGAUAGUCAAUUAAUUGCUGCAGAAUUAUUUUCUAUAGAAUAUCCAUAUGAGAAAUCAAAUGAUUUAUUAAAUAUACAAGAAAAUUUCUAUAAUAGUACUGUUUAUGGUCGACUUAUUAUUAAACGUCAAUCCAAAGAAAAAAUUCAACAAGCUACAUCGAAAGCUAUUUCAAUCGCUCGACAUAAUCAAAUGAUUAUCGGAUCAAAAUUAGGAUCUAAUUUCCCAUUAAAUCAUCAAUUAAACAAUAACAAUAAUAAUGACUUACUAUCUAAUAAUGAUCAAUUACAUUUUUUUAUAGAAGCAUAUGAUAAUGGUAUAACUCCAUUAGUAACUAAAGUACCAGUCAUUAUUCAUAUUAUUGAUGUAAAUGAUCAUUCACCAGAAAUAUUUAUAUCCUAUCUUAAACCUACACAAUCUACAAUGAAUCAAUUAAAUGUAUAUAAUACAGAUAGACGACAUAUAUGGGGUAAAAUAACUGAAAAUUUAGAAAGAUCAAUUAUAGCACAAAUCACUGUGAUUGAUCAAGAUUCAACAUUAACACAAUCCGAUAUUAUAUGUAAAACAAAUGAUAGUCGAUUUUUAUUAGAAGAAAUCAAUAAUCAUUUAGAUCGAUUUAAUGAUUUUUCAUUAUAUUGGCCUAGUAACAAUCUAUAUAAUAAUAAUAAUCAUAAUAAUAAUAUUGAUUUAAAAUCUCAUUUCAUUGAAUGGAAUAAUCAUAAUAAACCAUUAACAAAAAUAUAUAAAUUAAUGUCAAUCUCUUCAUUAGAUAGAGAAUUCAGUGAUAUACAACCAUCAUUUAUAAAAUUUUCAAUUAUAUGUAUUGAUAAUCAACAUAAUGAAUUACCAGGUGGUUCAUUAACAUCACAAGCGGAUAUAUUACUUGAAAUAGAAGAUAUAAAUGAUAAUUCACCUAUAUUUGAUCAUAAUGAAUAUACAUUUCAUUUACCAGAAAAUUAUCCAAAAAUAAAAUUAGAACAUAGUAUUCAUUCAUCUGAAAUUGAACGUUAUCCUAUUGGGAUAGUACAUGCAACUGAUAAAGAUGGAGGAAUUCAUGGAAAUGUUAAUUAUAAAUUAGUUUCUAAUCCAAGUGGUUCAAUACAGAUAGAUAAAUUUAGUGGAAUGCUUUAUGCUAUUCAACCAUUUGAUCGUGAAACUAUAAAUGAAUUAGUAUUUCAGGUAUAUGCAAUAGAUUGUACAUUAUCAAAUGGAACUAAUGAUCGACAAUGUGAUGAGUCAUUGAGAUUAACAGGAACUGCUAAUGUUCGUAUAAUUAUUGACGAUUUAAAUGAUUCUCCUCCGAUUUUUCAAGAAGCCAAUUAUCACUUUGAAGUUGAAGAGGGAUUAGAUCUUGUUAAAGUUGGACAAGUAUGGGCUGUUGAUGCUGAUCAAGAAGAAGCUGCACGUAUUUCCUAUCGUCUAGCAGUUGGAAUUAAUAAUCGAAUUAAAGAACCAAUAAAUGAUGGAAAUUUUGCAGAACAAGUUACAAAGUCCUCCAACAAUCAGAAUCUUUACGAUGAAGCACUUGAGAUUACCACUCAUUUCCAAAUUGAUCCAAGAAGUGGGAUUAUUCACCUAAAGGGAAGGCUAGAUCGUGAAAGACGUGCACACUAUGAAUUUGUGGUUCUAGCUUUGGAUAACCCUAGGUCCAUACCGACAAAAAUAGCUGGAUACCAAAGACAAACAACAAAUGAAGUCAUUCAGUUCACAGCAACGGCAACAGUUCUAAUAACCGUGUUAGACCACAAUGAUAAUCCACCUAGAAUACUCAGUCCAUUGAAUCAUGUAGAAUUUAUGCUAAGCCCAGAUCAGCUAAUCGCUGGAAAUACGAUAUUUACAAUACGUGCGACCGAUCCAGAUUUAGGUGAAAAUGGUACGAUUGAAUACAAAUUACUUCAGGUGGAAGAUGACCUAGGUUCAUGGAAUUUCGCAGAAUCUGUUCAAAGGAAUAGUCAAGUAAAUCAUAGAAAUACUACAGAUACGAAUUCACAAAUGAACCAAGAAAGUAAAUCUUCGAAUGUUGACUAUCCGUUUGCUGUAGAUCGAACUGCAGGCAUUUGUUAUCUUCGCGAGAAUCUACCACCGUUAAAUGUUGAUGGUCCUAGAGCUUAUAUGCUACGUAUAUUAGCCUAUGAUUUAGGAAAACCGGAUAGUUUAAACACAACUCUAGUUAUUCGUGUGGCUCGUCAAGUAGGAUCAAAUGGAGAUAUCUCAAAUGGAAUAUUAUACUCAAAUAGAAUUAAUGCUAAAGAAUAUCGACAGACUGGGAGAACAGAAACACAACAAUAUUUAUUCCCAUCAAACGAGCAUGAUUCUGAAUCCGAUGUUAAAGUUGGAACAUGGACAUCAGCAGGGCAUGCAAGAAUAUCCGAUAAAACAAUGGUUGUUAUUUUAUCAACUGUAUUUGUUUUACUAUUGCUUACAACAAUUGUUCUCCUACUACUUGUACGCUACAGACGUCUAUUAAUACGAAAUAUUCCAUUAGAGCAAAGUUUAGCAUGUGAUGGUCCUGAUUCAAAAGCAAAUGAAGGUUUUGCUGUGGGUAAACCAUUGAGUCCAACUCAAAAUAAUUUGAAUGGUUUCAAUGGAUUCUUCACUGAGGUUGUUACAGCUCCUUGGGUUGGUGGUUCAACAUCUCCAGUUGUUUACCCAACUCCAUGUAACUAUCCCACUAUAUACAAUACAGGUGUUAACCGUUCAAGAGGUUGUAUAGCAAAUCCUAAUGCUUGUUGGUCACCUACAACUACUUUAUGUAAAUCACCUAUUUCUAAUCAUGAAAAUCAACGAAAAUGUAUGCAAACACCAACUACAAUGUAUCAUUCAUCACCAUCACAUGGAUUCAGAAUAUUACCAACAUUUGGUGUUACUAGUAAUUGUGUUGGUGUUGGAAAUAAUCGACAAUUUGAUUCCCCUGUUUCAGGUGUAAAUCCAUCAUUCUCUGGACUACCUAAUGGUUAUAUUCUUCAAAAUUAUAGUUUACGCGAUGAUGACGAUGAUGUUGAUGAUGAUGAUGAAGGUAAUGGAAUAUUUCAUGAUAUAACACCAAAUAAUGAAAUAAAUAAUAAAACUAUUAAAACUAAUGAUGAAAGACAAAAUCUGAAAAAUCCUAAAUCGGAACAAAUUUUUCCAAAAUCAUUAGCUAAUAAUCUUCAUUGUCAAAAUAAAUUACCUGAAACAGAUAUGAUAAGAUCAUUUUCAUCAUUGAAACGAACAGCUAUUAGUCUUGAAGAGAUUAAUGAUUACAAAGAUGAAACAAAUUCUAAAAAUUAUAGUCGUUUAGUACGUUUCCAGUUAGCACAAGGUGAUAUACAUGAAAAUGAUCCUGUGCAUAAUAAUAUACCAAUAUCAUCUAGAAAUGAAUAUCAAACAUUAACAUCAUUUCAUCGUGGUGAUGAUGAUGAUAAACAAUUGAAUAAAUCUUCACCAUUAUUUUGUAGUUGGAUAAAAUCUGAUCAACAUCAACCAAUUGAAUCAUUCCUAAAUCCAUAUGAUCAAUUAAAUUGUAAAACACAAUUGAAAUCAUCCAAACCAAACAAUAUUAAUAAUAAUAGUAAUAGUGGGAAACAAAAUCAUACUAUUACAACCAAUAAUAAUAAUAAUAGUGGUGGUGGUGGUGGUAAUAGCAACAACAAUAACAAUAACAAUGGUAACAUUCAUAGUAUAUUCCCAGAUUUUUUUCAAUUACAACCAUUGACACAUUCACAAUUAACUGAUAAUCACAAAACACCAUCAUGUGAGAAUUUAUGUCCAUCGGAUGAUUUUUAUAUGUCAACAAUCAAAUCCAAUAAAAAGUCUAUUAAUAAUACUGAUAACAUAUUCGGUAACAGUAAUCAUAAUCAUAAUAAUAAACUAAUGCCUACAUUGAAUAAAUGUAAUUUAUUAAAUAAUAAUCAUUCAUUAACAAAUUAUCCAACAACAAUUGAAUGUACACAUAAUAUAUCAAAUGAUUUGAAUAAAUCACCCAAUCAAUUAAUGGAAGGGGAGAAAAAAAUGAAAACAACACGUCAAUCAAAAAUGGUUACGUUGAUUUCACCAAAAAAGGAUUCAUCAGUAAUCAUUAACAAUAAUAAUACUAAUAAUAAUAGUAAUGAUACGAAUGAAAUGCAUAACUUAUAUGAUGAUAAUAAUAAUAAUAAAGGAAAUACUAAUGUAAAUAAAUCUUUAAAUGCUGAAGGUAGUUUUGUUUAAU
Molecule: messenger RNA, 6330 nt
Organism: Schistosoma bovis
Lineage: Eukaryota; Metazoa; Platyhelminthes; Trematoda; Strigeidida; Schistosomatidae
Source: the annotation of a GenBank genome assembly